UAGAAGAUUUGUGGGCACAAGAUUGAUCCCUCUCUCUUUCCAAUUCUAAUUUUCAAAUAAUUAAUAAAUCUUUUAAAAAUGCAAUAAACUUAUUUAUAACGCCCUUUUUCACACACUUUUUGAAGUACUCUCAUUAUGUUAACAUCAAAAGAAAUAAACAUAUGCUUUAUGAAACAAAAUAUCAUAAAGAUGUGUUAUUUGAAAAAAAGCACAAAACAGAAAACAGAACAAGAAGAAAAUAUGAGGGGCUGGUGUUGUGGCACAGUAGGCUAAGCCAUCUCUUGAGGCACCAGAAUCCCAAAUGGGCAAAAGUUUGUAUCCUGGUUGAUCUUGUUCCAAUCUAGCUCUCUGCUUAUGACCUGGGAAAACAGUGGAAGAUGGCCCAAAGGCUUGGGCCUCUGCAACCACAUGGGAGACCUGGAAGAAGCCCCUGGCUUCAGAUUAGCCCAGCUACAGCGGUUGUGGCCAUUUAGAGAGUGAGCCAGUGGAUAGAAGAUCUCUCUCUCUCUCUCUCUCUCUUUCUUUCUCUCUCUGUGUAUGUGUGUCUGUCUGUCUAUAACUUUGCUCUCAAAUAAAUAAUCUUUAAAAAAAAUAAAAAAAGGGAAGACAUGAAGAAAAUUUAAAGUGACAGAAUAAUAUGGAACUGAAAAUAAUAUUUUGUCCAUCCUUAUUCUGUAUUUCCUGGUAUUUAGUGUACACAUUUUGAAAUGUUUACUUAAAAAUGUUAAAUGGCAUUGAUAAUAAAUAAGACUAUAACCUAGAUGAAAUACAAAGCUACCUAGGCAGAAACUGCAGAGCAGUAAAAGUAAAGUUUAAAGUAAAUGAUGUUUGACACGCCUGUAAACCCAACUAGUCUCCAGAUUCUCAUCUUCAUCAUUUCUCUCAUUUCCUUUUGGUCUAAUUAAUCAAAAUCCUUCAUUUCUGGCCAGUGUGUCUUCCUGAAUAUGAAUAAGAAAUAAAAUACCAUUUGAUGUUUGAAAUUAUGGGGGUAAUCUCAAUGACGGAAAUGGAUGACCAUGGAAAGGGAAGAGAACGCCUGAUUAAAUAUAUUCAUGAACAUGUCAAAGGUUUAUAAAGCCAAUGUGUGCAAAAGAGAAAACCGCAAGAUUGCGGACUUUCUCUGGUCAGGUGUGUUUCCUGCAUCCAUCACCACCAUGGACAGCAAGUGGUCACGGAGGACAGCAGGGUCACUCCUGCUGCUGCUGGUGUCCAACCUGCUCCUAUGCAAGAGCACAGCCUCCCUGCCCAUCUGUCCCAGUGGAGCCGUCAACUGCCAAGUGUCUCUCCGGGAUCUGUUUGACCGUGCAGUCAUCCUGUCUCACCACAUCCACAAACUCUCCUCAGAGAUGUUCAAUGAAUUUGAUAAACGGUAUACCCAGGGCAGAGGGUUCAUCACCAAAGCCAUCAACAGCUGCCACACUUCUUCCCUCUCUACACCAGAAGACAAGGAGCAAGCCCAACAGAUCCAUCACGAAGACCUUCUGAACAUGGUCCUCCGAGUGCUGCGCUCCUGGAAUGACCCACUGUAUCACCUGGUCACAGAAGUGCGUGGCAUGCAAGAAGCCCCUGAUGCUAUCCUAUCUAAAGCCAUAGAGAUUGAGGAACAAAACAGGCGACUUCUUGAGGGCAUGGAGAAAAUAGUCGGCCAGGUUCAUCCUGGAAUCAAAGAGAAUGAAAUCUACUCUGUCUGGUCAGGACUUCCCUCCCUGCAGAUGGCUGAUGAAGAUGCCCGCCUUUUUGCUUUUUAUAAUUUGCUCCACUGCCUACGCAGAGAUUCACAUAAGAUAGACAACUAUCUCAAGCUCCUGAAGUGCCGAAUCAUCUAUGACAGCAAUUGCUAAGUCCACACCAAUUCCAUUUCUAAGAUGGUUCUCAACCAACCCAUAGCAAGCUUCUUCUAGUUUUAUAGCUUUUUUGCACAUGCUUGGGGUGAAAGGGACUUUCUCUUAAAAAAAUAAAAAGAAUCUAUAUAUAUCAAAAUCUAAAAAGUUUGUCAAAGUUUCUUCUCUAAAUUUAAUAGAAAGUCAAAGAAAAGUCAUUGUUAUCAUUGAAAUGUUCCUAUCAAAUUUUGUCACAAAUAACAGAAGUUAUCCUUGCACUAAAGGAAUCACGGUAAAUUUUUGUGAGUCAAGUCAUUAGAAUUAACAAGUUAGAUGACAUUUAAUCAAGAUAUUUCUGCUACAAGAAGAUUGGAGUGUUCAGGAUUCUUUAGGAGAGUCAGCUGUGUUCUGUGAGCUGACUUUCAUGAUGCUAUGACACACAGUGAAAGUUCUCUGCAACUGCAAUGCCCACAGAUAACAUGAGGUUUACUGAAUAGUCUAAAAACCAUUAGGACAUACACAUGAAUUGGCACUGUUGAUCUCUACUAGCUGACUUCAACUCUGCUCUACCCAGUUUCCACCUCCUCAGCAUCACCAUGGACACACUGCAUGUAGUGCACUCUAACAAGUCCAGUCCAGUCAAGUUUUAAGUCCCUCUCACAUUAAAAUCAUUUAAUAAUUUCCUCUCCCACUGUGGGUGCUUUCCAAGGUUCCUAGUGGAGUCCCUCAAGCAAAC
Oryctolagus cuniculus (rabbit) is the source of this 2556-nucleotide messenger RNA. RefSeq names its product prolactin (gene PRL). The record is from RefSeq and is a predicted model, not a curated record. NCBI's taxonomy places the organism in Eukaryota, Metazoa, Chordata, Mammalia, Lagomorpha, Leporidae. Gene Ontology annotation, biological process: positive regulation of cell population proliferation; female pregnancy; positive regulation of receptor signaling pathway via JAK-STAT. Gene Ontology annotation, cellular component: extracellular region. Gene Ontology annotation, molecular function: hormone activity; prolactin receptor binding.